AUGGCAUCCAGCACAGCUCUGCAGAUCGAAGGAGUCAACACUGGAGAUCUCGGGCCAAGUUUGACCUUUUCCCUUCCUGCCAAUAUCCCCUACCCCGAGGGCCGUGUCCCGGCAUCGAAGAUGAAUCUUUCUCAAGACGGAGACAUUAAGCAUGGCAAAGAUUGCGAGUUCCUGGACCAUGCCCUCCAUGGACCGCUUUAUCAAGUUGCAUACAUUGAAGCUUCCACCAUCGAAUAUCCAAGCAAUCACCUCCUCGGCAUUCCUCAGGAAAUUCGCGACACCAUUGUUGGCCUUGUCUUUCCACCCAAGCGGGUCGUUGGCUCUCGGCCUGCGGUUGGCUGUGAGACAUUCCAUUUCGUCUGUCGCCAGACAUAUCACGAAUCAUACAGACGCUUCAAUACUCAACCCACAGUGCUUGUGCCAUCCAACAAGGGGCCGGAAUUCCUGAAGAGGACGCUCAACAUCACGACAAUCAAGAGCAAUGCUUACCGGAGCAUUAAAAGCCUCUAUCUCGAGAUUCCUCAGAACAGCCCCAGCAGUUUCUUCCUCAACGGGGGAGAGGUUUUAAGAUAUUCAGCUCAACUUGAAGAGCUGCACUUGUUCGGUGUCGGACCCGACCGCUAUGGAUCCUCGACAAGUUCCGCCGCUCACCCUUGUGGUAAACACGAUAUGUCGAUCAUGUCUAGAGCCGGCAAGCUACCAAUUGAUGGACAAGGGUAUCGGCGCCGCCUACCUCUGGUCAACGGUAUCCAAUGGCUAGAGAAACUGAAGGUUCUCGCUCUGGAUAACCUCAACCUUCCUCUGACCCGAGCGCAUGUUCUCAUGAACAAGCCACGGCUGGAAUCGUUGCACAUUGCAGCAGACCCACGGUCCGUUCUGCAUGGGGAGGUCCUGGCCAAAAGCCUCUUCUACGCGGGGCAUGGGACAGCUCCUCCCGUCAAGGAACUCCGUGUCGAUGCCAAUUCCAUUCUGACUGCGAGUGGGGUCACCGCCAGGCUGGCUAAGACUUUGGAAAGUCUCGACUUGGUGAUCCCAAAUAUGGCUUAUCAAGUGCAUGCGUACGACGUCAAUUUCUUGCGCGAGGCCAGCAAUCUUCUGAACGAACUCCACAUGGUCGCCGGACGACUGCGCGAACUGAGGAUUUGUGUUCACGGGGCCAUUUCGGAAGAAAACCACCACUACGGGAACUUCAUGGGAGCUCUCAAGCAUUGCGUCUCUCGCAUGAAAUCCCUCAAAGUCAUCGAACUUCAUGUCCAUUGUCAGUCACCCUGGUUUGCUCGAGAAUUCAUUGAGGCCGUCCCUCCGUCCGUCACUCGACUCUACUUCAGCGAUCUCUUCGUCAAACGAGAUGUGCGUGAGCUCUCGAGCUACAUCAGUGAGAAAACCAAGACGCCUUUGCUGUACGCGUGGGAAAUCGAGGAAGCUUUCGCCAUCGGAGAGGAUCUUCAGAGAAAGGAUUACAUCCAAUUCAGCGACAAUCGUCUGGCCUUUGUGGGUUACGAGUACGAUCUUUUCGGUCAGCCCAGUGCUGCUAACCUGCAAUCCAACGCCAUGGCCAAGUUCCUGAAGCUCAACGGCCGAAUGUUGGAUAAAGAGCGCAACCGACACCUGGCUCACCUGAAAGGUCGUCACAUACCCCUCAAGGAGGGCAGCUUCGGAGACCACGCGGAAGCCACGAGGGCAAACUCAAAGUCACACGGUGGACUCCCUGCUUGCACGCAGGCGAAAGUGGAAAAGUAUGGCAAAGUCUUGGACAUGUGCGGCUUGGGUGACAAUGGAUAUUUCGGGGGGGAAGAUAAGGCAGAAGCGGUAUUCGAGGCUGAGCCCGCGGCUCAAGGCGGCCACUUCAGCUAUCCUGCGGUAUCGGAUGUUGAGAACGGGUUCACCUUUUCCAACCACUGGCUGAGCAAGUGA
Fonsecaea erecta is the source of this 1914-nucleotide messenger RNA. RefSeq lists its product as hypothetical. The transcript has 2 exons. The record is from RefSeq and is a predicted model, not a curated record. Lineage: Eukaryota; Fungi; Ascomycota; Eurotiomycetes; Chaetothyriales; Herpotrichiellaceae. The coding region runs from base 1 to 1914 and encodes 637 amino acids.